AUGAUUACAGAAUUUGUCCUCUUGGGAUUUGGGGACAUUUAUGGGUUUCAGAUUCUUCUCUUCCUGGCAUUUCUAGUCAUUUAUAUUGUGACUGUAAUGGGAAAUAUUCUCAUCUUUGGGCUUGUUGUGUUUGAUAAAUACCUGUAUACUCCCAUGUACUUCUUCCUGGGGGAUUUCUCCUUCUUGGAGGCUUGCUACUCCUCUAAUCUAUUUCCAAGGAUGCUUUUGGCUCUCUUAACUGGGAAUAGAAUAAUUUCCUUUAGUAGCUGCCUCACCCAGUGGUAUAUCAUUAGUUCCUUGGAAGCUACAGAAUGCUGUUUGCUGUGUGUGAUGUCUUAUGACAGGUAUCUAGCAAUCUGUAAACCACUCCAUUAUACAACAACCAUGACGAUCCAGACCUGUAUCCAAUUAGCAACUGUAUCUUGGAUUAAUGUUUUUUUCUUUUUCUUUAUAUUACUCAUCCUGAUGUUGCAGUUAACGUUUUGUGGCCCCAGUGAAAUGGAUCAUUAUUUUUGUGACUAUUUCCCACUCCUAAAAGUAUCCUGUAGUGAUACCAGUUUGAUGAAAAUGUUGAGCAUUGUUGUUGUGGCCAUUUUUACACUGCCUCCUUUUCUAACCUUGACAUCCUAUGUAUAUAUCAUAGCAGCCAUCUUGAAAAUCCCCUCCUCCACAGGGAGGAAGAAGGCCUUUUCCACUUGCUCUUCUCACUUGGUUGUGGUUUCUAUUUUCUAUGGGUCACUAAUGACUGCAUAUAUGGUACCACCAGAGCAAGAAUUAAAGAGAAACAAGAGGAAGUUUUUAUCUCUCCUAUACACAGUGCUGCCCCCUUUGUUCAAUUCUUUCAUAUACAUCCUGAGAAACAAAGAGAUGAACAAUGCAAUGAGAAAUAUUGUUGGUCAUUUCUGCCAUACAAAUAAUGUUAGAUGA
This is a messenger RNA of Heteronotia binoei (common prickly gecko), 927 nucleotides long. RefSeq names its product olfactory receptor 2AP1-like. NCBI's taxonomy places the organism in Eukaryota, Metazoa, Chordata, Lepidosauria, Squamata, Gekkonidae. Gene Ontology annotation, cellular component: membrane. Gene Ontology annotation, molecular function: olfactory receptor activity; G protein-coupled receptor activity. The record is from RefSeq and is a predicted model, not a curated record. Gene Ontology annotation, biological process: G protein-coupled receptor signaling pathway.